Messenger RNA from Amaranthus tricolor (Joseph's coat), 444 nucleotides. Its product is annotated as fruit protein pKIWI502-like. The record is from RefSeq and is a predicted model, not a curated record. The coding region runs from base 1 to 444 and encodes 147 amino acids. The transcript has 2 exons. Lineage: Eukaryota; Viridiplantae; Streptophyta; Magnoliopsida; Caryophyllales; Amaranthaceae. Gene Ontology annotation, molecular function: oxidoreductase activity.
AUGGCUGCCAUCGAUAAUCCGCUCACUACCUUCAACAAAUUUAGUCAAGACACCACCGUUUGGACUCCAACUCCUAUUUCUCUCAUCGAAUCUGCUGCUAAAUCUCUCUUCCACGUUUCCAUCGACGUCUCGGAUGCGCCUGAAAUUGUAUCCUCUCAUACACGCACGGGACAAUACUUGCAACUUAAAGUACCGGAUUCUCCUAAGCCUCCUUUCCUUGCUAUUGCUUCGCCUCCGUCCCUUGCUGCUGCUCGUGGCGAGUUACAAUUCCUUGUGAAGACCGUUGCGGGGUCCACUGCUGAACUUCUUUGUGGGUUGAAGAAUGGUGAUGUUGUUGAAUUGACCCCUACUAUGGGUAAUGGUUUCAAUGUUGAUCUGGUAGUGAGCGGAUUAUCGAUGGCAGCCAUGGAAGCUUCAUCAAAUGAGGAAGGAGGUGUCUUUUAA